CAGAGUAGCAUCAAUGCCACCGCAGGGACAUGUGAACCGGACACGCCGCUCAACUGAUGCGAACUCCAGCGAGCACACGCCCGUGACCGCUCGGGCGAGGGCGAGUUCCAGCGCACCCGUGCCCCUGCCCUUGCUCACUUCAGCGAGGCAGAGCUCGAUUUGGUCGGGAAGUCGAGCGCCAAACCUUGCUAUGGCCCCCAGUGGCUUCGCAUCAAUGACCCAAUGCUGCAGGGCAUCUACAUAAUGAGCCCCGCAACCUCCUGCUACCUCCCGUUGUCGUCCUGCCCCGGCAAACGCCGCCGUGCGCCAAGCCAUCAUCCUGAAGCUCCCCUGUCACCCCCGCUUCGACUACAAGUUCUUGGUGAGCUAUGGUGUCCCCUUUUCCCGCUCUCCUGGCUAGCACAUGUGGCUAGUAUGAGUUGACGAGGACACAGGUGCGUUCGCGACACACAUGAUAUUUUUUUUACCUAGUUAGCUCUCGACUAGCAUGACGCAUCUGUCAAGAAGUGAUCAAACAGUGCAAAUCAGCCGAUCAAUGUUUUUUUGAAAAUGAAUUACGCAAUAAGCGAUGAAUUUUGUAAAAAAAUUAGGAACUAGGUAGUUUUAUGCAAAUCAAUUCGCCGAAAAUAUGAUAAUUUCCUACAAUUAACUCGACUCCAUAAAGAGAAAACCGCGAACACCACCUUAAACCCUCCCCGCGGCGGCCGUAUUCGGAGCUGCUGCCUCGCACUCGCACAACUUCGAGGGGAGCUGUUCGGGAAUCCCGCGGCGAGCGAAGCCCGGGGUCUCCGUCUCGUCGCUCCGUCGCGGCGAUGCCUCCUCCGACUAUCAGCAUAAAGGUGGCAACGGACGCAGAUUUAUCCUCGCAGAUUGGGAAAGAUGGCUUCUAUUUUGAUCUCGUCGAUUUCGACAGAGUAAGGGCUAUCCAGGUCCCGGAUAACAUGCCUAUAUCCCGAUUGAAGGAGGAAAUUGCAGUAGAAUUCAGCAUCCCAGUUCAAUCUCAACGCCUCUGGUUGUUUUGUAAAAGGCAAAACGAUACUUGCCGUCCUCACUCACCAUUUUCUACUGAAGAAAACAAUCUACUUGUGGGUGGCCUAUUGAUAGGAUCAGGUCUUCAUAGUGUGAAGCUGUUUUUGGAGGUGCUCAAUGCUUCUUCCCCACAAAAUCUGAGCAGCAACGAUGCAUUAGUGUUUUUAAAGCUUUAUGACCCAGAACAAGCACAAAUACGAUAUAUCAGAACGCUUUUUGUAAAAGCUUCAUCAAGGCCUUCAGAUAUUCUUCCGAAACUAAGAAAUCUAGCUGGUUUUUGUGCAGACGAAGAAAUGGAAUUGUAUGAGGAAAUCAAAUUCAACCCUUUUGUUAGGUGUGAUGCCAUAGAUGCCAAUAUUACCUUCUCAGGCAGCGAGAUUAGGCAUGGGGAUAUCAUUUGUUACCAGAAAAGUGCAAAGUCUUUGAGCCACCAGGCAUACCCUUCUGUUCCAAUAUUCUUCCAGAAUAUUUUGAAGGCAGUUGUUCUGGGGGGGCAAAGGAAGAUAUGUGCUCUGGAAGAGGAGGUUGUUAGAUUGAAACGUCAGUCUGACCUUCAAAUAGAGAAGGCAAAAAAGGAAUGUAAGCAAUUGAAACAUGAGCGAGACAAUGCGGUGCGACAGCUGAAUGAGCUGCAGGAUCAGAAUCCUCAGAUUAUUCUCGAGUUUCCCAUCACGAAUUUGGUAGAAGCAACGCAGAACUUCAGUGACCUGUGUAAGGUUGGAGACACCGAAUAUGGAAGCGUUUAUAAAGGCAUUAUACAGGACAACGCAGCAGCUAUCAAGCUAUCCAAAUCUGAUACUUUAUUUCAACAAGAGGUUUCUAUUCUUUGUCAAGGCAGACAUCCAAACAUUGUCGACUGCAUUGGAAAAUGUUCUGAAGUUUCAGCCCUUGUGUAUGAGUGGUUACCAAAUGGAAACCUUGAAGAUCACAUUGUUCGUGCUAAUGGAUCUCCAUCUCUCUCAUGGCACACCCGUAUGCAGAUCAUUGGUGAGGUUUGUUCUGCACUGCUUUUCCUGCACUUGCGUGCUUUGGUCCAUGGCGAUCUCCGGCCUUGUAACAUCUUUGUCGACGCCAACUUCAGAAGCAAGAUCUGCAACUUUGGUAUGUUAACCCUGUUUCUCCAGCCCGGCAACCACCAGUUAGACCUGACAGCAAGGCUGCCAUACCUGGACCCGGAGUUCCUCACCACCGGAGACCUCAUGCCGCUUUCCGACGUCUACUCUCUGGGUGUUAUAAUUCUGCGUCUUCUGACUGGAAUGCCUCCCUUGAGUAUUGCAAAGAAAGUUUCAGAAGCAUUGGAGAAUAAUAGCUUGCACACGCUGAUUGAUAAAUCAGCAGGGAACUGGCCAUAUGUACAAGCCAAGCAGUUAGCCGUCGUUGGUCUUAGCUGUGUGGAAAUGACGAGGGAAAAGCGACCUGAUCUCUUAACAGAAGUAUGGUCAGUUAUUGAGCCCCUUAUCAGGAAGCCUCCUGCAGCCUCAUGGCCAUGUGUCCAAUCAGCAGUUAGAGGAAGCUGCGCGCCUGAUCACUUGAUUUGUCCAAUUCUUAUGGAUAUUAUGAAGGAUCCUCAAGUGGCAUCUGAUGGAUUCACCUACGAAGCAGAAGCCAUAAGGCGCUGGUUUGAUGGCGGGAACAACAGGUCUCCGAUGACGAACUUGCCGCUAGCAAAUCAUGAUCUUGUCCCAAAUCUUGCCCUCCUCUCUUCUAUCCAGGAGUACCUUGAGCAGCAGAGGCAGCCAGCUUCCUGAACCUCAAUCUUCUGACGACAUUAAGGCAAUAGGGCUAUAUGUAUAUGUAUAACUGGCUGCGUAGGUAUCCUGUACAUUCGUGACCAGCUUACCUCUAGUUGAUCUUGUUAUAUUCACAAUCUGUAGCCGGAUUUUUUUUCCCCGAAACCAAGGACCCCUCCCUCUGGCGGCGGCGAUUAGGGUUUCGACGUGGAACACGACGGCGCUCGCUGAUCUCGUCGGCGAGGCGCGCGGGGCUUGGAUCGGGCGUGAUGGCAUCAUCUCAGCCUGUCGACGCCAACCAGAAGGAUGGGGGGAAGGGCUCCCCUCGGUCAGCAAGAACACAUCUCGAAGAGGCGUUGGGGAAGUUGGAUAUCUCUGAAGAAGAAGCCACGCCGCUGAUUCUGGAUGAUCGCGUGGAAGGAGGCCCGGCGAAGUGGUUGCUGGCAGGCAAGAUCUUGCACCGUAAUCUGUACCAUAUCCAGACGAUCACCAACGCCCUUCGCC
Messenger RNA from Triticum aestivum (bread wheat), 3263 nucleotides. RefSeq names its product U-box domain-containing protein 57-like. The record is from RefSeq and is a predicted model, not a curated record. Bases 813 to 2777 code for a protein of 654 amino acids. Gene Ontology annotation, molecular function: protein kinase activity; ATP binding; ubiquitin-protein transferase activity. The transcript has 12 exons. Gene Ontology annotation, biological process: protein phosphorylation; protein ubiquitination. Lineage: Eukaryota; Viridiplantae; Streptophyta; Magnoliopsida; Poales; Poaceae.